CGUUCAAAGUCAUCAUCGGGAGCAAACCAACGCAUCGCAUCGGACAAGCGAUGCACCAAAACCUGAUUAUUUCUAUGAAGGAAGAAAAGAAACAUUCUAAGUACUUUCAAACAAAACAAUGUCUGGCCCUGUCGAUGGAACUGGAUUAGCAGAACGUGUAUAGGUUGCACGCAAAGUACCUUCUCUUGUUCUCUUUGCAAGCAACACUCCUUGUAACAUUGACGAAUUCUUUACAUGCUUUGUCAGUUGCAAAAUGCAAUGUGCUAAAAAGCGAAUGUAAUAUUUCUUUAAAAUGUAAAUUUCAAAAGAUUUGCUUUUUUCAUAAGCUUCUUUUCUUUUGACCCUAUAAUAAAAACCUGUACAGCAAGUAAAUGUUGUAUUUCCCCAAGGUUCGUAACCUUUACAACGAUCAAACCGAUAAUCAAGCUUCACUACUUGACGUAUGGGCAGUACGAAGUCAGUCGUGCGUCGGAGAAGAUCGUAGCAUGGUUCGUGAAAUGGUGCCGUGGCAAGUGGCUGGUAUAUUUGCGAUACUGUUACUGCACAAUGUUUGCUACAGUUUCGCACAGGACGAGCUACAAAUCAAAGACUUUAAUGAUAACGAGUGUGGAAAACGUUUGGCCCAGCGCGAAGGGCUAGUGAAGGGUGGAUAUUCUACGCGCCCCGGUGACUGGCCGUGGCAUGUAGCGCUCUAUCAGCGGGGCAUCAAUAGCGAUGGUUUCGAGUAUGCGUGUGGUGGCAGCAUUGUGCAUCGGUAUCUGGUGCUAACGGCGGCACACUGCGUCACGUUUGCGGCAAGCCGACGGAAAAUUCCAACUGAAAAUUUGCAGCUAAAGAUGGGCCGGUUCAAUCUGUCGAACGAUGCGGAGGAGCAUGCGGAAGAGUUUAGCGUGAUCGAAACGAUAGUGCACGUGGGCUUUCGGCCGACCACGUUCGAGAACGACAUCGCCAUCCUGCGGGUGGAAAUUCCCAUCAUUUUCAAUGAUUACAUUCAACCGGUGUGUCUUUGGAAGCGGGACGAUGGGUUCGUCUUGCCGAGUGUCCACGACCAAUCGGGCACGGUAGUUGGAUGGGGACUUUCGGAAGAGAAUCGGCUAGGCGCGGUCCUGAACGAGGCACUCAUGCCGGUAGUCGAUUCGCUGACGUGUUUGGCGAGCGAUCGGGCAUUUUUCGGAAGAUUGCUGUACUCCAAAGCAUUCUGCGCCGGAUACAAAAAUGGGACUGGAGUGUGCAAUGGAGACAGUGGGGGUGGAAUGUUUUUCCAGUUUCAAAACCGGUGGUAUCUGAAGGGCGUGGUUUCGUUUAGCAAUACUAUUGAUGCUACCGGAGUGUGCAAUCUAAAACAAUACAUCGGGUUUACGGACGCUUCGCAAUACAUCGACUGGUUGUACGAAAAUACACCAAACAGUGGAAUCGACGAUCCGAUACUGGGACAUCCCAACAUCCGCCUCAUCAACCAGGGGAACUGUGGACGGAACGAGCAUAUAUACGAGUUCGGUGAGGAUCGUAAACCCAUCUUUAAGCAAUAUCCUUGGAUGGUGACACUGCGCCACCCGUUCGUUGAUUCCGAGUACGUCCCCUGUAACGGAGUCUUGCUGAAUCGAAACUACGUUCUCACGACCAAUUGUGUCGAUUUACAGGAUGAAAUCAGUGUGACACUAGGCGAUUACGAUACGAGCAAGACAAAGGACUGCGGCACUAUAGACGGACGAGAGCAAUGUGUAUCCGGCGUGCAGACGGUGUCCGUGGGGCAACUAUUUCGCAAAGAUAAUCUAGUACUAGCCCGGCUAACCGUUCCCGCUGUGAUCGGUCGGCGAGAUCAUAUUGAGUCGAUCUGUCUGCCGGUCACUCCUCAGCAGCGUGAACGUCUGUACAACCGGUACAUCAUGACGGGCUGGAAGGAGAGUGGAUCUGACGCGCGCAUACUGCAACGAGCACUGCUGGAAGCAAUCGACUUGAACAAGUGUCGGGCCGAAUUUCAAGCAUCUAGCUAUGCAUCCGAAGCGUCGAAGCAGAUCGAUAGCAGAACCAUUUGCGCUCGCAAUAUAAACGAUCCUUCCCGAUCGCCGCAAUGCAAUGAUUAUCAGCCAGGAUCGGCGAUACAGGCCAUAGAGAAGAAAUCUAACCGAUACUUGCUCUACGGGUUGCAGACGGGCAUUAGCUACUGUUCAGUUCCAGAACAGUACAUUGCUAUCAGCAAGUAUUUGCAAUGGAUCUUGGAUAAUAUACGUGGGUAGGAAAGGCGUAUCGGCUUCAGCUGGACGUAAAUACUCAAAAUGUAAGUAAAUAAAAAGGUUAAAACGAGGUAAAAUACUAUUUGCCAGUUGAAUCAAAUUUCAAUAAACAAUUCCUAUAAAACA
Molecule: messenger RNA, 2360 nt
Organism: Anopheles gambiae (African malaria mosquito)
Lineage: Eukaryota; Metazoa; Arthropoda; Insecta; Diptera; Culicidae
Exons: 3
Coding region: 372-2237 (621 amino acids)
Biological process (GO): proteolysis
Molecular function (GO): serine-type endopeptidase activity
Source: RefSeq, a predicted model, not a curated record